Molecule: messenger RNA, 1306 nt
Organism: Trachymyrmex cornetzi
Lineage: Eukaryota; Metazoa; Arthropoda; Insecta; Hymenoptera; Formicidae
Product: N(4)-(Beta-N-acetylglucosaminyl)-L-asparaginase
Exons: 5
Coding region: 172-1251 (359 amino acids)
Biological process (GO): protein deglycosylation
Cellular component (GO): cytoplasm; lysosome
Molecular function (GO): N4-(beta-N-acetylglucosaminyl)-L-asparaginase activity
Source: RefSeq, a predicted model, not a curated record
GCACACUCUAUAUUCACUUGUGGCACAAUAGUAUUAACUAUAAAUAUAUUUCCUGCUUAUCAGAGAUAUUUUCCCCUUCUAUGCUUUCUACUGUUGUAUAUAAAAAUCAGUGUCAUUGAAUGCCUCUGUAAACACCGUACAUCUCCAGAAGUUGUAGGCAGAAAUUGCAAAAUGAAGACAGUCAGCUUUGUGGGAAUUUUAUUGAUCCUUGAAGCUUGCUCGCUCAUUAAUGCAAUUAACGAACAGAAUCCUAGCACUCUUAACAAUAGUUAUCCUGUGAUAGUGAUCACCUGGGAUUACAAAGAUGCAAUGAAAAAAGCAUGGGAUGUAAUACAUAAUCAGAAGAGAAGUGCUCUGGACGCGAUAGAAGAAGGAUGUUCCCUGUGCGAGGAGCAGCAAUGCAGAAAGACGGUGGGAUUUGGCGGCAGUCCAGAUGAAUCUGGAGAAACUACGCUAGAUGCUAUGAUUAUGGACGGGACAAAGAUGGAUGUAGGAGGAGUAGGAGGACUGCGGAAUGUGAAGAAUGCCAUUUCGGUUGCUCGCAAGGUGCUGGAACAUACAAAGCAUUCCUUAUUAGUUGGGAGCUUGGCUACAGAUUUUGCUGUGAAUAUGGGAUUCAAGCAGGAAUCUUUGCAAACGGACGAGUCCAAGGAGAUGUGGACACAGUGGAAGGCAAACAAAUGUCAACCCAACUUUUGGAAGAACGUUAUACCAAAUCCAACAAGUAGCUGUGGACCAUAUCGCCCAAGCAACAUAGAAGAUAACGAAAAUGUUCUAACGGGAAGCGAGAAAAAUCAUGAUACGAUUGGUAUACUCGCGAUAGACUCACAGAGACGAGUAGUAGCUGGAACAUCCACGAAUGGCGCCAAGUAUAAGAUACCAGGACGCACUGGGGAUUCUCCUAUUGCAGGAGCUGGUGCGUAUGCCGAUCAGGACGUUGGUGCAGCUGCCGGUACCGGCGACGGAGAUAUUAUGAUGCGAUUUUUGCCGAGCUUUCUAGCGGUAGAAGAAAUGCGUAAUGGUGCAGCGCCAAACAUUGCUGCUAAGAAGGCAAUAAGCAGAAUCGCCCAGCAUUAUCCUAACUUCUUCGGCGGAGUGAUCGCGUUGAACAACAAAGGAGAAUACGGAGCAGCGUGUAAUGGAAUGUUGGCGUUUCCUUAUUAUGCUGCAAAUCCUACUUUAGGCCCUAAGUUACACUCCGUUCAGUGCAGCAAUUAUCCGCAACAUGAUGGAUACGACGAAACCUGUUAAUUUGUACAUUUGUUCAUACUUUAAAAUGAAUUAUUCAAGCUUAUUUACCUUCAUA